AUGUCUCUGUCAACAGAAGUUAUACAACCUAUGAGAUUAUGUAGUUCAUUUACAUCAAAGACACGUGUUAUCCGAAGUAAGCAAGUCCUUCAAUCGGUUUCAAAGAGAAUAAUUCCAGAUGACAAUGAUGUUGAAGGAAAUGAUAUGCACGUCGACAGCAAUUUAAAUUCCAAUGCGCGAGCAGAAACAAUUGGUCCAGAAGGUUAUUCAGAUUUGGGAGAUCCCACCUGUGUUUGCGAGUUCUGUGGAGCACAAAUGUGGUUUGGUGAACGAGUAAACAAGCGAAAUAAGAGUGGAAGACCAAAGUUUGGGAUGUGUUGCAUGCAAGGAAAAGUGCAAUUACCUUUACUUAAGCGUCCACCCCAACUUUUGGAAGAUCUAUUGAAGAAGAGACAUAGUAGAAGUGCGCACUUCCUUGAUAAUAUUAGGGGGUAUAACAUGAUGUAUUCUUUCACUUCUAUGGGAGGUAGAAUAAUUGCACCAACUACUCAUGGGCGUGGUCCAUAUACAUACAAGAUUGGAGGUCAAAAUCAUCACCUGAUAGGCAGUUUGUUGCCGAACGAUGGAGCACGUCCUAAAUUCUCUCAACUAUACAUAUAUGAUACUGAAGAAGAGGUUCAGAAUAGGAUGAGUGCGGCAAGUUCUAAAGACCCAAAUAAAUUUGAAGAUCGUGUCGUUGCACAAUUGAAGGAUAUGAUUGAUCAGCAUAACCCAUUGGCCAAGAGUUUUAGAAUGGCUAGAGAUCGUUUCGAAUCAAACAACGGCGAAGACUUAAAACUUAGGCUAAUUGGAAGAAGGGAUUCUGAUGGAAGGACUUAUAACCUUCCAACAACAUCCGAAGUGGCCGCGCUUAUAGUUGGAGACAUUGAUACAGCAGAUAAGAGGGAUGUAGUAGUCCAAAGGAAAAAUGGAAGAUUAAGGCAGAUAUCUGAGCUUCACCCAUCGUAUUUACCGUUACAAUAUCCACUGAUUUUCCCAUAUGGGGAAGAUGGAUAUCGAGUAGAUGUUAUGCAUAGGGACAAGACCGCAUCAAGUAGUUCUACGAAUAAAAGAGAACGACUUACUAUGCGUGAGUGGUUUGCAUACAGGAUGCAAGAUCGUGAACAUGAAGCUGAUACUUUGUUAUUAUGUCGUCGGUUGUAUCAACAAUUUUUGGUUGACGGCUACACUAUGAUUGAGGCAGAGAGGCUCUCCUUUCUAAAGAAUAACCAACAAAGUUUAAGAUCAGAUAAUGUGAAGAAUUUAAGAGGGGCUGUGGAAAGAGGUGAUACAGAGGGAUCUUCCAAUGGCAAUCGCAUUGUUAUACCAGCGUCAUUCACAGGUGGACAUAGCUACAUGAGAGAGAACUAUCAGGAUGCAAUGGCAAUUUGUAGAUGGUAUGGUUAUCCAGAUCUGUUUAUAACCUUUACGUGUAAUGCUAAAUGGCCAGAAAUAAGCAGAUUCGUUCAAAAAAGGGGACUCAGACCCGAGGACAGACCGGAUAUCAUCUGUCGAGUCUUUAAAAUGAAGCUCGACCAAUUGGUUAAAGACUUAAAGGAGAAUGAGAUAUUUGGCCGAGUUAAAGCUGUUGUUUAUACAGUUGAGUUUCAAAAGCGUGGCCUUCCGCAUGCUCAUAUACUUCUUUUCCUGCACCCCGCUGACAAAUAUCCACAGGCAAGCGAUAUUGACAAGAUUAUAUGCGCUGAGUUACCAGAUCCAAUUGAGGAUCCAGAUUUAUAUGAGACUGUUACGGAAAUGAUGUUGCAUGGUCCAUGUGGUCCCUCCAACACUAAUGCACCUUGCAUGGAUCAAAAAAAGUGCACAAAGCAUUUUCCUAAAAGAUUCAUUGACGAAACAAAGGUUGAUGAGGAAGGAUAUCCAGUUUAUAGAAGAAGAGAUAACGGAAUCUCGGUUGAGAAAAACGGAGUGCAUCUUGAUAAUAGGUUUGUUGUUCCUUAUAAUCCACAACUGCUUCGUAAGUAUCGUGCCCAUAUAAACGUUGAAUGGUGCAAUCAAUCCAGAUCGAUAAAGUAUUUGUUCAAGUACAUAAAUAAGGGUUACGAUAGAGUGACGGCUGCUGCUUAUCAAAACAGAAAUAGCAGCGAUGAUCCACAAAAGAUUGAUGAGAUUAAAAUGUAUUACGACUGUCGUUACAUAUCUGCUUGUGAGGCAGUGUGGAGGAUAUAUGGAUUUCCUAUUCACCAUCGAACCCCUGCUGUUGAGAGAUUGAGUUUCCAUCUACCUGGGGAGCAAAUGGUUGUCUACACUGACCAUAUGGACGUGGAAGAUGUACUUGAUAGACCUAAUGUUAAUAAGACAAAGUUUUUAUCGUGGAUGGAAUGCAACCAAAAGUAUGAAGAAGCAAGACAGUUGACGGUAUACCAUGUCACUCCAGGUUCUGGUGAGAAAUACUAUCUAAGAACGCUCCUUAAUUUUGUGAAAGGUCCGACGUGCUACGAGGAUAUAAGAACUGUUGAUGGUUCAGUGUAUCCAACCUUCAAAGAAGCUUGCUAUGCAAGGGGGCUGCUUGAUGACGACAAGGAAUACAUAGACGCCAUAACAGAGGCAAGCUUUAGAGAAACGGGGCAUUAUCUAAGGAAUCUGUUUUGCAUGUUACUUAUGUCUGGUAGCUUAUCUAAACCAGAAGACAUAUGGGAAAAAACAUGGCACCUACUAUCUGAUGACAUUCUAUAUAAACAACGUCGUAUUCAUAAAAACAAAGAUUUAACUCUAACUGAUGAACAAAUUCAAGCGUUUGCACUGGCAGAUAUUGAAGCUAAACUUCAAAGUAAUGGUAGUAGUCUUCGAAAAUUCAGUGAGAUGCCAUUUCCAGAUGAAUUAGUCGUGUUUGAAGGUCAAAAUAAGCUAAUAGCGGAUGAGCUUUCAUAUGACAUACCCUCCUUAAUUCAAGAAUAUGACAAACUAUUUCCCUGUCUAACCGAAGAACAACUAAUGGUUUUCAACGAAAUAAUGCACUCUGUUAAUGGCCAAUCAGGAGGUGUGUUUUUUGUAUACGGAUAUGGAGGGACGGGUAAGACAUACAUUUGGAGGACAUUGUGUGCUGCAAUUAGGAAGAUGGGUGAAAUUGUUUUGCCAGUAGCAUCAAGUGGAAUUGCGUCCCUACUUCUUCCAAAAGGUCGGACCGCCCAUUCAAGGUUCGGUCUUCCACUCAAUGUUUGUGAAAACUCUACGUGUGUAGCUAUUAGGCCUGGUUCUGACUUAGCUGCAUUGCUCAUGAGAACAAAGCUAAUUAUCUGGGAUGAAGCACCAAUGAUGCACAAAUAUUGCUUUGAAGCACUUGAUAGGAGUUUAAAGACAUUAUGCAAGCUGUUGAUCGAGAUAAUUUGCAUCGACCAUUUGGAGGUUUUGAAGCUGACACGCAAUAUGAGACUUCAAUCAUGUUCUUCUUCGUCUACCGCUAAUGAAAUAAGGGACUUCUCAGAAUGGAUACUAAGCGUUGGCGAUGGCAGAGCUGGAGGGCCCAAUGAUGGAGAAGUCGAUAUUGAAAUCACUGAGGAUAUUCUUAUAGACGGUGGAGAUGACCCCAUAUCAGCGAUUGUCGACAGCACAUACCCUUCACUCACUGAUCACCUUUGGGAAGCCAAAUACUUCCAAGAAAGAGCAAUUUUAGCUCCAACUAAUGAAAUAGUUGAGAAGGUUAAUGAUCAUGUGUUGUCCACAAUUCCAGGUGAUGAGAAAAUUUACUUGAGUUGUGAUGCAAUUAGUAAAGAUGAAGGGAACUUAGGGGCUCAUGAUAUAUAUUCUACUGAAUUCUUAAACACAAUAAAGUGCUCAGGCCUGCCAAAUCAUAGUAUUAAGUUAAAAGUUGGUGCUCCUAUCAUGUUGCUUCGUAAUAUUGAUCAGACAUCUGGAUUGUGUAAUGGCACGAGGCUGUAUUUGUUGUCUGCUAUUGGUUUCAUUGAGAAUUCUGUUUUAUUAAGCAAAUCACUUCCCGUGCAUUUUUGCACGGGUCCCAAAACUAGUAUUAUGUAUAUUAGUCAAGUGUAUACUGGCUUUCCUUGA
Messenger RNA from Beta vulgaris subsp. vulgaris (sugar beet), 4002 nucleotides. RefSeq lists its product as uncharacterized. Gene Ontology annotation, biological process: DNA repair; telomere maintenance. The transcript is spliced from 9 exons. Bases 1 to 4002 code for a protein of 1333 amino acids. The record is from RefSeq and is a predicted model, not a curated record. NCBI's taxonomy places the organism in Eukaryota, Viridiplantae, Streptophyta, Magnoliopsida, Caryophyllales, Amaranthaceae. Gene Ontology annotation, molecular function: DNA helicase activity.